Rhinocladiella mackenziei CBS 650.93 is the source of this 1374-nucleotide messenger RNA. RefSeq lists its product as uncharacterized. NCBI's taxonomy places the organism in Eukaryota, Fungi, Ascomycota, Eurotiomycetes, Chaetothyriales, Herpotrichiellaceae. The transcript is spliced from 7 exons. Gene Ontology annotation, molecular function: transmembrane transporter activity. Gene Ontology annotation, cellular component: membrane. The record is from RefSeq and is a predicted model, not a curated record. The coding region runs from base 1 to 1374 and encodes 457 amino acids. Gene Ontology annotation, biological process: transmembrane transport.
AUGACCACGAGACUGCAAUGCAACCCCAGUUCAAAUGAAUCUCUGCCCUGGGACUGGCCUUCUCCAUCACCAACUCCUGGGUUGGAUAUUUGCAACUUCGGUCAGAAUCUCAUCUAUGGCGGCUCACAGGUCGUCAUCUUCGGUCUCAUCGUUGCAUUCGCCGCGCAAUUCAUCAUCACACUGGGCCUUAAGAAGACGAAACGCUUCGCUGCUUUCGUUAUCGGGUGGAUGUCAAUACUCGCUUGGUGGAUUGUCACGUCCUCGGGACUUUCCCUGGCCGCCGUUUCUGUCUGUUGGGUGGCACGUCUCUUCCAUCCUUCUUACGAAAUUCAAUCAUACCAUGUCUGGCUGGCUUUUGUUGCGGUUGCCUUCAUCACCAUCCUCCCGCUCUUCUUCGCACCUAGCAAAAUUUCAGUCACGGUCCAAGCAACGCUCUUCUUGUCCAUUCUUGGAGUCCUAUUGGCGUUCAUCAUCACCCUUGCAACACGGCAGCAGACUCAGCCGGCAUCGUGGAUUGUCCAAGAUCGUCUUGGAACCAGUGGAUGGAGCGACGGCACUGCCUGGCUCCUUGGUGUGACAAACGCCAUGUAUGCCUUUGGCGGUACUGACGGAGUCAUCCACAUCAGCGAAGAGAUGGCACAGCCCGGACGGAGAGUGCCACAAGUCAUGAGCGGAACCAUGUUCAUUGGACUUUUAACCACACUGUCUCUGUUCUUGGUGCUGAUGUUCUGCAUGAACGACCUCGAUGCUGUCAUCAGCUCUUCUUUGCCGAGUCUGGAGAUUGUUUAUCAGGCCACGGGGAGCAAGGCAGCCACCGCAUUCGUCAUCAUAUGGAUUGUCGCGAUCUAUAUCCUGGCAAUCUCAUCCCAAUGGGUGACAUCCGGACGAAUCGCUUGGGCAUUUGCUCGCGACGGCGGCGUACCAUUCUCGCAUUACUUCUCCAAGGUCGAUGCCCGGUUUGGCUUCCCUGUCCGCACGACAAUCGCGGCCUUCCUCUUCUGCUGCUGCUACGGUUUGCUCUUCCUGGCGUCGACAACCGCAUUUAAUUCGAUCGUCACUGCCGCCGUCCUUUUCCUCAACAUCACAUACGCCGUUCCGCAAGCGAUCGUGCUCUUCAAUGGCAGAAGCAAGAGCCUUCCGCCACGAUAUCUCAAAACCGGGAUACUUCUGCAACGGGUUCUCCAUGUUAUGGAUCAUAGUCUUGGGUACAAUGAUUUGCUUCCCACCUCACCUGCCCGUCUCGGUGGCAGCGAUGAACUAUACAAGCCCCAUUAUCGUCGGACUCUUCGCGCAGAUUAUUCUUUGCUGGUUCACAGUCGGAAAGACAUUCCAGGGUCCUCAUAUCCAAUGGGAUUUGAUUCAGUCUGCCAAUAA